Molecule: messenger RNA, 2378 nt
Organism: Aphanomyces astaci
Lineage: Eukaryota; Oomycota; Saprolegniomycetes; Saprolegniales; Verrucalvaceae
Product: TKL protein kinase, variant 2
Exons: 6
Coding region: 516-2195 (559 amino acids)
Biological process (GO): protein phosphorylation
Molecular function (GO): ATP binding; protein kinase activity
Source: RefSeq, a predicted model, not a curated record
AGCGGAUGUACUCCCAGCUUUGUCGCAAGCUACUAGGACGCCAGUGUUAUUGAACGUCAAUAGAAAACCCCGUUCUUGCGACUUCCAUGCAAAGAACUAGGGACAAGUGGCUGGGUAGGUGGAGAUGGCUGUCCAUGUUAGCCUUGGUGGUCGCGACUGGCGCUCCCGUCGCGGACGCCGCCUGCGAGCCCAUAGUCACUCAGGGCAAUGCAUGGUGCAUGAACUGUGGCGCCACGUGCUUCCCUCUGCUGGACAGGAUGCACCUUCACAUUAACGGCCAAAGUCCCCACGCCAAUCCUCGUGAUCAGGACGUCCGCACUGAGAUCGCGACCAACAUCUCAACCACAGGAGCACUCAUGGACGGCCCGUCGGCGGCACCCAAGAGCUUGUACAUUUCCGCCACACACAGCCAAGCGUUUUCGUUCGCGUUUGACACACUCAAGAACUUGAAGCAACUGCAUACCAUGUACGAAUGAAUCCUUCUUCACAAACAAUGGAGGCUGUCAUGGUUAAUAAUGAAGUACACUAGUGCUUUGAACCGAGUAUCUGUCUCGAGCUGCCGACCUCAAGACUUUGUCCAUGGCAACCAAAUAGCCCACAUUGUUGUAGCCAACUGCAAACCGCCCACGGCUAUGACGAUGGACUUGACCGAGCUAUUCGAGUUGACACACAUUGACGUUCACAACUGCACGCUCAACGAGUUCCCAUCCUGGAGCACGCCGUCGGCUGUCCAGUCCAUCAAACUGGUCAACAUCGGGCUCACUACAUUUCCUUCGAUCCCGCCCCAACUCGCGCCCAAUACUUUCAUUGACUUGACGCAAAACCCGUUCGCAUUGCUCACGUCGUCACACUGCGACACGAUUCGCUCGCGCAACAUCUCAGUCGAUGCCGCCGUGACCGCACAAUGUCUUUUUUCGUCGAGUGUUUUGGGGCUGUCUCCGACUUCCCCCCCUUCUCCCCCCGAGGAGGCCCAUACCAACCCGUGGAACUCUGUGUUUACAUUCAUCAUGAUCCUCGUCGUGUCGGCGCUCAUGGGGGCUUUCGUGAUGCACCGCCGGCGCCUUCUCACUCCGACGUCGCGCACUCCCGGCGGCACGGACGACUACCUCACGAGCACCACGCCCAUCAUGGAAACUGGCAGCCUUCCUUUAUCCACCGACCAGCUGAUGAUGCUGUCCAAAGCCAAGGACGACAUAUCCGAGCCUAUCUUGACGCCGUUCCCCCCACGAGCCGGCCGCUCGUACAAACUCCUUCCCCCAAAAGACGUCAAGCUCGCCGCCCGCCCCCCCAAAGCCCCCAUCGGACAGCUCUCGGCGCACUACCACAACACACAUGUGACACUGUACCGGUUGGACUACCGGGACUACGACCAACCCCGCAUCGAUUCGUUUCUCCACACGGUCGAAGUCCUCGCGACGCUCAAACAUCCCAACAUCACGCGGCUCGUGGGGGCCACCAAGCUGAGCGGCGUCUCCAUCUGCGCCGUCUUUGACCACAGUCCAACCACUGACCUCGGACUGCCGUCGUUCCUGUUUCAAACGGCCGACUCGUCGAUUCUUCUUCCCCUACAUCCCAAAACCCAUGCUGCGCUACACCGCCGCAUGCGCACGCUGGCAGUGGGCGUGGCCGACGCCAUCGCGUUCAUUCACGCCACGACCAACGGCCCCAUGACUCGACGGCUCACUAGCGCGACCGUGUCAGUGCGGCCGUCCGACGGAUCCGUCCGGGUCAACCCCAUGUCGUGGAUUGAUGACGAUACUACCACCGAUGACAAAACCAACAGCAACCAUCCCAUGGUGUCCUUUGGCAGCUUUGUCUUGGCCAGCGUCGCCCCGGAAUGUCUCACAGACUCUUCGUCGUCUACGCAGUCGUCGGAUGUGUUUGCACUCGGGAUCGUGUUGGGGGAGAUUGCCACCUGCGGCCGCCCCUUUGCAUCUUGGUACAAGGACAUGGGCGCUGUUGCCGCCGAUGCCCGCAUCCACGCCGUCUACACGGACGCAUCGAAUGAUCCCAUCAAGCCCUUCCCCACGGUUCCUCCAGGUCCCAUCGCCGACCUGAUCGCAGCAUGUCUCGAUCGAGAUCCGUCCAAGCGACCCACCGCCGCCGUAGUCGUCGCGUCGCUGCAUCUUGCAUGUCCAGUGGAAACAAACGAUGAAGAUGAAGAGUCGUCGGGGACGGUGGCAGUGGAAGAGUAAUAUUAUAUAUAUAUCGAGAGGUAUCAUGUCCUAGUGUCGUUUGUGGUCGUCAUUGAUGAUGGUCAUGCUGAGGUUGUUGGUUUGGCUGUCGAGAUAGAGCGACGCCAGCUGGUCGUCGGACGUGGCUUGCACGACCGCCUUGUCCCGCCGCACGGCCAGAAACCGGGGAAAUCGCAGCCCCAA